AUGUCGGGUUUUGUGGGAGUUCUCGUCUCCGAUCCUUGGCUUCAGAGCCAAUUUACUCAAGUCGAGCUUCGAACUCUUCAAUCCAAAUUUGUGUCAGCAAGAAAUCAAUCUGGGAAGGUUAUACUGGGUGCUUUGCCACCAAUUAUGGUGCAGUUGAAAUCCAUCGUCGAUGUUUUAAAACAGGACGAGGUCAAGGACAUCUUGAGUGAAUCGUCUACCGACUUUGACCAAGAAAUUGAUUUUGAAUCCUUCCUUCGGGCAUAUUUGAACCUACAAGCUCGAGCGAAAGCAAAAGUAGGGGGUUCGAAAAGGGCAUCUGCUUUCCUAAAGAACUCGUCUUCGUUCCUAAAAAGUUCAACAACAACACUUCGCCACACAAUCAGUGAAUCAGAGAAGUCAUCUUACGUUGCCCAUAUCAACAGCUUUCUCGGAGAAGAUUCCUUCUUGAAUAAGUAUCUCCCUAUUGAUCCAUCAUCAAAUUCUCUCUUUGACUUGGCCAAAGACGGAGUUCUUUUGUGUAAACUGAUAAAUGUAGCUGUGCCUGGUACUAUAGACGAGCGUGCAAUUAAUACAAAACCGGUGCUAAAUCCAUGGGAGAGGAACGAAAACCAUACUCUGUGCCUCAAUUCUGCAAAGGCAAUUGGAUGUACUGUGGUUAAUAUUGGGACACAGGAUCUCAUUGAAGCAAGAGUGAGUAAUUAA
Erythranthe guttata (spotted monkey flower) is the source of this 702-nucleotide messenger RNA. Lineage: Eukaryota; Viridiplantae; Streptophyta; Magnoliopsida; Lamiales; Phrymaceae. The record is from RefSeq and is a predicted model, not a curated record.